Molecule: messenger RNA, 186 nt
Organism: Helobdella robusta
Lineage: Eukaryota; Metazoa; Annelida; Clitellata; Rhynchobdellida; Glossiphoniidae
Exons: 1
Molecular function (GO): protein dimerization activity
Source: RefSeq, a predicted model, not a curated record
AGCCAAUUUCCUUGCCUUGAACCUGCUGCUCGAAAGUACUUAUCCGCACCUCCAACAAGUGUUGCAAGCGAACAGCUAUUCAGCUCUGCAGGACAAAUCUACGCAGAUCGUCGUAGCAAUCUUCUUGGAGAAAACGUUGAGAAGCUUUUAUUUCUUGCAUACAAUAUACGUAUAUUUGGAUUUAAA